AUGAUAUUUGUGGUUAUUUGCGUCGGUUGUCUUGCCAUCUACAUCUAUCACAGUUGGUUCCGACGAAGGAAGUCUACACCGAAGCUGUUCUAUGGUGAUUCCAAACUCCACGAGUACAUUAUAAAUAAAGUACCACGGCUGAAAGAACCUUACACCCCGCCGUUGGGACUCGGCAAUAGACAUUUACAUACAAUUAUCUGUUGCCUGGAGUUCUCGCCUCUGAACUACAAGCGAGAAAACGUACAUUUACCGGACGGUGGUCUCGCCUCUCUAGACUGGUUGGACAACGAGGCGUGUCUGACGGACACAAGUCCCGUGUUGGUCGUAAUUCCGGGGGUGGGGGGAGGGAAGGAGGGUAUUAACAAAGUGUGCAAGAUGGCGGCCGGGAGAUUCAGAGUUGUAGUGUUUAACAGACGCGGUCAUUGUGGUUCCUUACUCACAACACCGCGUCUCCAGUGCUUUGGGGAAACAAGUGACUUUCGAUACUGUGUGGAGCAUAUUCACCGGAAGUUCCCUAAGGCCGCAAUGGCUGGCGUUGCUUACUCCGCAGGAACGGCUGUACUGAGUAGAAAUCGAGGGCAUGAGUACCAGCGGCCUAACUGGAUGUUGGUGACGACAGAGAAAGGUGGUCACUGUGGAUUCAUAGAGAACUACAAGCUUGAAUCCUGGGCAGGGAAACUGGCUGUGGACUACAUCGAUGCAGUGUUGGAGUAUCAAGACGCAAGAGAGGAGGACAUUACACUUAAAUGUUGAGAUAUCGUGUGACAAAUCUUUCUGAUAUAAUUACAAAUACAUUUUAGUGAUUCUCAAUGUUGAUUGGUCAGUUGAUGAAGCCACAGUGCUCAAUUGUUAAAACAUACACUUUGACGUCAGCCAUUGUUCAUGUCGUAACAAAUUGAUAAUAUUACGUCAUGUGAGCAAUUUGCUGGCUUCAGUUAAGAUUUUCUCAGUAACCUUGACAUUUGAUACGAUUUACCUUCAUUUUCUUUUUUAAACUGAUACUGAGUAAUUCGGGAUUACAGAUUACCUGUCCAUGCUGUAACUCGCCAUGAGCGUCAAGCAAUCAUUCACUCAGAAUAGAUGAUGUGUAAUUCCUCAUUGUUGAUUCUCAAAUUAUGUUACACCCAUCGCCCAUCGUUGACGUAUGUUUUACUUGAACUGCGUAGAUAUUAAAUCCCUGAGUUUCAUAA
Messenger RNA from Haliotis rufescens (red abalone), 1190 nucleotides. RefSeq names its product phospholipase ABHD3-like. The transcript has 2 exons. The record is from RefSeq and is a predicted model, not a curated record. Gene Ontology annotation, molecular function: short-chain carboxylesterase activity; monoacylglycerol lipase activity. Bases 1 to 753 code for a protein of 250 amino acids. Lineage: Eukaryota; Metazoa; Mollusca; Gastropoda; Lepetellida; Haliotidae.